This is a messenger RNA of Mollisia scopiformis, 4074 nucleotides long. Its product is annotated as ras guanine-nucleotide exchange protein-like protein. The record is from RefSeq and is a predicted model, not a curated record. Gene Ontology annotation, molecular function: protein binding; guanyl-nucleotide exchange factor activity. The coding region runs from base 219 to 3890 and encodes 1223 amino acids. The transcript is spliced from 2 exons. Lineage: Eukaryota; Fungi; Ascomycota; Leotiomycetes; Helotiales; Mollisiaceae. Gene Ontology annotation, biological process: Ras protein signal transduction; positive regulation of GTPase activity. Gene Ontology annotation, cellular component: plasma membrane.
UAACGGCCAGAUCCGCAUACAACAUACCUUCUCCCCUCCGUGAUCACCCUACCGCUGGAUCAGUUCACCGAUCAUAAUACAAACAUUCGGCAUAGCGGACGAUACGUUGGUACGAUCCAUAGUCGACAACAAACGACACACAUAUAUUCAGACUACGCGGGAAACAACAAUACCUAUGAACAUCACUGUCCCAUGGUAGCCUUCCAGGAUUGCCCAUCAUGGUGACGGAGAAAGAACAUUCGUUGCGUUCAAGUAUUCACGUAGCCCCAUUGUCCAUCAACAAGGACAGGUCUCGUGGAGCAAGCAGCGCGUCAAGACACAGGAGGAAUACAUCCUCUAGAAGCAGCAGCCAGACUGGAACAGAAUCGACCAGUGGUCAAUCGCAAAUGACGCCACCAGCGACACCAAAUGGCUCGCAGGAGGACCUCAGCCAACAGAUUGAACUGGCCCAACCCGUCUUCCACAACUUCCUCCGAGCAUUCUAUCCCUUUCAUCCUACCUACGCAGUUUCCGAUACGACAGUGACCCUACCGUUGAACGAAGGCGACGUGGUAUUGGUACACUCGGUCCACACAAAUGGCUGGGCCGAUGGCACACUUCUCAUCUCUGGAGCAAGAGGCUGGCUGCCAACGAAUUACUGUGAAGCAUACGACCCAGAGUCUAUGCGAAAUUUACUAAAAGCUCUAUUGAACUUCUGGGACCUCUUGAGGAGUGGAGUCAUAAGCGACAGCGAAGUCUUUGGUAACCAGGAGUUCAUGCGAGGAAUCAUAGCAGGAGUGCGAUAUCUACUUGAAAAAUCGAACUGCCUGACCCGAGAGUCUCAUCUCAUACAGAGCAAUGAAGGACUACGGAGGAACAGGAAAGCACUUUUGUCUGAUCUGUCUGCUUUGGUGAAAACUGCGAAGAGAUUGCAAGAGUACACAUCUAGUGUACCGCCAUCACACGCUGAUUCGGAUGAAAUUAACAACACUAUUGACGAGAUGAUUCUGAAGGCGUUCAAGAUAGUCACGAGGGGAGUACGGUUUCUCGAUGUCCUGGACGAUGAUCUCAGAACACGACAACAGCAGCCGAUUCACCGAUUAAUGGCAACCGUGGCCGAAGAAGCGUACAAUCCUCCAACACCUCCUGCGGACUCGACGUCGUUUGAUGGAGCACAGCAUGGAGACCCUGCAUAUGAUGCGGCAUCUCGCAGGAGCUCGAGUCGCAGCUCGGGAAGCGGCUUGUCAGGAUCACAACGGCUAGACGAGCAAACAAAACGACAGUCUUACAAACGGAUGGAGACCAAACAUCCCUCCGCCUCUUCAUCCCGGCCUCUAUCCUCACGGCCGUCUUCGGUCCACAUCAAGCGGCAGUCAAUCUCCCAUCGUUUAUCGGCGACCAUACCGGCAGCACAACGACAGAACUUGGUUUCAGAACGACUCAACUCCAGUCAUGAUACCUUCUUGUCGCACCUGGGCUCAUUCAUUGGCCGAUUGCAUCUCCAAUCACAGUCUUCUGCAGAUCUCAUUUCGACAGUACGACAAUCUGUUACAGCAGGUCAAGAUUUGCUUAAGGUUGUUGAGGUGAUUUGUGCCCACGAUAAUCAAAGCGCUGAGGUCCUCGAUGCUGCACGAAACGCCAUGUACGACCGAAUUAAUCAGUUGGUGAUUGCUGCACGGGAGAUCAUCACUUUGUCGGGGAUUGAAGAUGAAGAUGUGGUCAUGCCCCAACAAAAUGGUCGCCUACUCAUGGCUGCAACAAGUUGUGUGAAGGCUGCAGGAGAGUGCGUCGCCAAAACCAAAUUCGUGAUAGAACGAAUCGGAGACUUUGAAUUCGAGCCGCAAAACGAAGGUCUCGGUAUUGAUAUAGCGUCAAUUGGCGCUGUCACGGAGGAAGAAUCCAAACCAUCAGCAGACAUAAUUGAGGACUCACCUCCAGAACCUGCAAGUCGACCACCUCCACCUCCUCUAAUCAUUCCAAGCUACGAGAAACCCCUUCCACAGGUUCCUUUGGCAUCUCCUACUCCCGAGGACAACUUCGCACGAUUAUCACCAACCGCGCUGGAACCCGUGGCAGAGAAUGCUACGGCUGAGCAACAAAUGAUGGACUCCAAGCAAGAAGCUCGCAAAUCCCUCCUACCGCCUCUCCCAAAGAUGACCAGCCCGUUGAUGACUCAAGAGGACUACAGCCCUUCAGAACAUUCAUCGGCUCAUGAUAGCGAGUUCCAAGCCUCUUUCCGUUCUGGCAGCAUCGCGAUAUCAAAUUCUGGAACCAGCAGCACCUACUUGAGCGGCAUGCGCGACUCUGAACAAAGCAUGCUUUCUCAAACAUCAACUCGAGCCACAACUCCCGAUAUCUCCGUAUAUGUACCCAGAACCCAACCGUCAAUUUCAGAAUUGAGCAUGACAGGCUCCCAGUCGACUCUUGCUGAUGAUGCAGAUGAUGGUGAAUCGAAGAUGCUGGAGAAGACAUAUGCGCACGAGCUUAUGCACAAUAAGGAAGGUCAAAUCACUGGAGGUACUCUUCCAGCACUGGUCGAGAGACUUACCACGCAUGACUCGACCCCAGAUUCGAUCUUCGUCUCGACUUUCUACCUCACUUUCAGGUUGUUCGUUACUCCAACCGAGCUUGCCAAAGCCUUGGUUGAUCGAUUUGACUACGUUGGCGAAAGCCCUCACAUCGCUGGUCCCGUAAGACUGCGAGUUUACAAUGUCUUCAAGGGUUGGCUUGAGUCACACUGGAGAGAUCUUUCCGAUCAUGAUGCCUUGUCAAUCAUUCAGCCCUUUGCCACCGAGAAGCUUGGACGAGUACUUCCUGGAGCUGGAAAGAGAUUGUUGGAGUUGUCUCAGAAGGUCUCGUCUACUGACGGUCCCCUUGUUCCUCGUCUAGUAUCCUCCAUGGGCAAGACAUCCACCUCCAUCGCACAAUACAUUCCAGCAGAUACGCCUUUACCACCAACGGGCUUGAGCAAGAGUCAGAUGGGAGCUUUGAAGAACUGGAAGAUGGGCGGAAGCAAUCCUACCAUACUCGAGUUCGAUCCCCUCGAAUUGGCCCGUCAAUUAACGAUCAAGGAGAUGACUAUCUUCUGCUCGAUUAUGCCUGAGGAGCUCCUUGGCUCGGAAUGGACGAAGCGAUCCGGAUCCAACGCGGUCAACGUCAGAGCGAUGUCGACGCUUUCCACAGACCUUUCAAACUUGGUUGCAGAUACUAUCCUUCAGUAUGAUGACGCGAAGAAGCGAGCAGUCAUCAUCAAGCACUGGAUCAAGAUCGCACAUAAGUGCUUGGAGCUCAACAACUACGACUCGUUGAUGGCCAUCAUCUGUUCAUUGAACUCUUCAACCAUCAUUCGUCUGAAGAGAACAUGGGAUAUGGUCUCACAGAAGCGAAAGGACAUGCUCAAGGGUCUGCAAGCCAUUGUCGAGCCCGACAAGAAUUACGCUGUCCUGCGAAGAAGACUCCACGAUCACGUUCCUCCUUGCCUUCCAUUCGUCGGCAUGUACCUGACCGACUUGACCUUUGUUGAUGCCGGCAAUGCUGCCACUCGCCAACUCCCAGGCCUCGGUGACAGCGAUGGAAUGUCAGUGAUCAACUUUGACAAGCAUACCCGAACUGCGAAGAUCAUUGGUGAACUUCAGCGAUUCCAGAUUCCGUACAGACUCGCCGAGAUUGCCGAGAUGCAAGAGUGGCUUCAAGCACAGAUUGUACGCGUCAAGUCUUCUUCGGAGAACGAGAACGUACAACAAUACUACCGCAAGAGUUUACUCCUCGAACCUCGCGAAAACAUGCACCCAAGACCUAGCCCUAUCAACGACCCAACUGGAUUCUCGUCCACACAAAAGGACAAGUUCGAUAUCUUUGCUUGGACACAUUCUCGAGACAGGGGCAACAAUGUCCCUGCUACACCUAUUUAGAAACUCCUCCUUACGGCCGACAACCCUUCACGAUACCCUUUUCAUCCUCUUUCGCCUACACUUUUUUCACACUACUACUGCAUGAUGAUCGAUCGAUUGAUUUGAUACCCACUUGAAUAGCGUUUUAGCGAAUGAUCUUUACAUGGUUUCUGGGUCACAGGCGAACAACGGCGUUUUACGACGG